Messenger RNA from Hibiscus syriacus, 2180 nucleotides. Its product is annotated as chaperonin CPN60-2, mitochondrial-like. Gene Ontology annotation, cellular component: mitochondrion; cytosol. Gene Ontology annotation, molecular function: ATP-dependent protein folding chaperone; ATP binding. Bases 217 to 1944 code for a protein of 575 amino acids. Gene Ontology annotation, biological process: protein refolding. Lineage: Eukaryota; Viridiplantae; Streptophyta; Magnoliopsida; Malvales; Malvaceae. The record is from RefSeq and is a predicted model, not a curated record. The transcript is spliced from 18 exons.
AAAUAUGAAAUGGCAAAACCCUAAACCCUAUGAUUAAGAAACUAGUGGAGUGCUGGGUACACUGCUGCUGCUGCUUCUAGACCCUUCUUCUCUCCCAUCUCUGUUCUGGAUUUCCUCCUCUUUUAAAACACAGACCCUGCAACCUUCCUAUUGUCACCCCAAAGCUUCCACUUUUAACAUUCUUUUCUCAACCUUUGUCCUCCCAAACUAAUCAACAUGUAUCGUUUUGCUUCAAGCCUCGCUUCCAAAGCUAGGGUUGCUAGGAAAACUACACAUCAGAUUGGUAGUAGACUGAGUUGGAAUAGGAACUAUGCAGCAAAAGAUAUUAAAUUUGGGGUUGAAGCUCGAGCUUUGAUGCUUAAAGGUGUCGAAGAGCUUGCUGAUGCUGUUAGAGUAACCAUGGGUCCUAAGGGACGGAAUGUGGUUAUUGAACAAAGCUAUGGUUCCCCCAAAGUAACUAAAGAUGGUGUAACUGUUGCAAAGAGCAUUGAAUUCAAAGACAAAGUCAAGAACGUUGGUGCGAGUCUUGUGAAACAAGUUGCAAAUGCCACUAACGAUGUAGCGGGUGAUGGGACUACCUGUGCGGCCGUGCUUACACGAGCAAUAUUCACAGAAGGAUGCAAGUCAGUUGCUGCAGGAAUGAAUGCAAUGGACCUGAGGCGUGGCAUAACAAUGGCAGUUGACACUGUUGUGACAAACUUGAAAAGCCGAGCACGGAUGAUUAGCACAUCUGAAGAGAUAGCCCAGGUUGGAACAAUAUCUGCUAAUGGAGAGAGGGAAAUUGGCGAAUUAAUUGCAAAGGCCAUGGAGAAGGUUGGCAAAGAAGGGGUGAUAACAAUUCAGGAUGGAAAAACGUUAUUUAAUGAGUUGGAAGUUGUUGAGGGCAUGAAGCUGGACAGGGGCUACAUAUCUCCAUAUUUCAUCACCAAUACGAAAAACCAAAAAUGUGAAUUAGAUGAUCCUCUUAUCCUAAUUCACGAGAAGAAAAUAUCAAGCUUGAAUGCUGUUGUGAAAGUACUAGAGUUGGCUUUAAAGAGGCAAAGGCCCUUGUUGAUCGUUGCUGAAGAUGUAGAGAGUGAAGCACUUGCUACACUCAUUCUUAAUAAGCUUCGUGCUGGAAUCAAGGUCUGUGCCAUCAAAGCCCCAGGUUUUGGAGAAAACAGGAAGGCUAGUCUGCAUGAUCUUGCUGUCCUCACAGGAGGGGAGGUUAUAACUGAAGAACUUGGCAUGAACAUUGAAAAGGUGGAUCUGGACAUGCUUGGAACUUGCAAAAAGGUUACGGUCUCAAAGGAUGACACUGUUAUUCUUGAUGGGAAUGGUGACAAGAAAUCCAUUGAAGAAAGAUGUGAACAGAUUAGGUCAGCAAUUGAAUUGAGCACCUCUGAUUAUGAUAAAGAGAAGUUGCAAGAGAGAUUGGCAAAGCUUUCUGGUGGUGUAGCUGUCUUGAAGAUCGGAGGAGCUAGUGAAGCUGAAGUUAGCGAGAAGAAGGAUAGAGUUACAGAUGCAUUAAACGCUACAAAGGCAGCUGUAGAAGAGGGUAUUGUGCCAGGUGGUGGUGUCGCUCUUUUGUAUGCAUCGAAAGAGUUGGACAAGCUACCUACGGCCAACUUUGACCAGAAGAUCGGUGUUCAAAUUAUCCAGAAUGCUCUAAAGACACCUGUGCACACAAUUGCUUCAAACGCUGGAGUCGAGGGAGCCGUUAUUGUCGGUAAACUGUUAGAGCAGGAUAACCCUGAUCUCGGGUAUGAUGCAGCUAAGGGUGAAUAUGUCGAUAUGGUGAAGGCGGGAAUCAUUGAUCCAUUGAAAGUAAUAAGAACUGCUUUGGUUGAUGCUGCAAGUGUGUCCUCAUUGAUGACAACAACCGAAGCCAUUGUAGUCGAACUUCCCAAGGAUGAGAAGGAUGCUCCGACAAUGCCCGGCGGUAUGGGGGGCAUGGAUUAUUGAGGUUAUUCCUCCUAAACAAUACACUGAUUGUAAGCGCGUUCAUCUAACAUUUUUUUUUAUUUCCUCCAUCCCAACAUCUGAUGAAAGGAUAUAAAAAUCCGAGUUUGGGUUUUUAAAUGUGGGAAGGAUUCUAUUUGUAAUCAUAAGGAGAGAUAUCAUGUUGGUUGUUUCAGUGAUAAAGGGCCAAGAAAACUGUCUGUUUGUUUGCUAGGAGGAACUGGUUUUGUAUUGAGCCA